AGCCGGCUGCCGUAGUCAGCCUGUUGCUCCCAACAACAACACUGAACUGUCAAGACAACUUCUGCCUUUCACUGCGCUGCACUGAUUUUAAUUCACCGAAUUAACGUUACUCACCACUUUUACCGCUACAGCCUAACAGGGACGUAUUCAAAUCGGCGUUUUUUCAAAUACCAGCCAGUUUGUACCAAGUUGACUUUUAUAGUUGGUGUAAAGCAUCUCACGGACCACCUGAGACAAACAACUCACAUGAUGGUGUCACAACAGAAAAUAACAGCCACUCCUCUCCUCUCCUGUACGUUGACGCCCUCCUGGGAGGGAACCGAUUAGGUUAAAGAAGAUAAAUGUCCCUGAAGAUGUCUUCAUUAUGAUUUCGAAUGGAGAUUCUGAAGUGAUGGAGAACAAAGAGCAGAGCAUCCUUCCAGAGGAGCAAGCUGCUGUACCUCCUCAGCGAGGACUUCUCCACAUUUGGCAGUCAGGGGGGCCAAGUGAACCUCUUUGCCCAGAAAGAGUACAUCUGUCCCAGUGUGUCUUACAGGUAGCCCUGGGAGAACAUCAUGGACUCCUGCUGGCACAGGGUGGCCAGGUGUACUCUUUUGGAGAGCUGCUUUGGAGGGGCCUAAGUGUCCCAGUUUCAGCUCCGAUCUUGGAGGUCUCGCUACAAGGGACAACAGUAGUCCGUGUGGCAUCUGGUGGUUUCCAUUGCGGAGCAGUGAGUGAGCAGGGCAGCGUGUACACGUGGGGGGAGAACACUGCUGGACAGUGUGGGACGGCCGAGGGUGGCACGGACUCAAAUGUUACGGUUCCAGAGCCAUACCCUGUCCCUGUGGUGGACAAUGAAGUGGUUCCUCCCGUGGCGGUUUGCAUCAUGGACCUGGCGUGCGGACGGGAGCACAGCCUGGCGCUGUCGGCCCAGAAUGAGCUGUGGGCCUGGGGCAGCGGCUGUCAGCUCGGCCUGGUCACAAGCAACUUUCCUGUAUGGAAACCACAAAAGGUGGAGCAUUUAGCAGGCAGACAUGUGAUUCAGGUGGCUUGUGGAGCCUACCACAGCCUGGCUCUGGUUCGUAGUUUACAUCCACAAAACUCAAACACACACAAACCUCUGGAGAGGCGGUCCCCAUCAAACCAGUCUCUCGCCAUGGAUGAUGCACAGUACUGUCCGCUGGGGGUGGAGCUAACUGAAAGCACGUCAGCAGAGGCUUCAGCCAGAAGAAGCUCCAAAAAAAGUUUUCUACAGGCUGGCAGUACCCAUGGGUAUCAAGCUGUUUUAGUUCCGUAUUCUUACAGCAUAUCCAACAACGAGGGGAAUGAUCAAGCUGACCCUAUAACUGAGACAGACAGCCUCACUACAUCAUACCCAGUGACAGGCUUGACAGAUAAAUACAAAUGUGCAUUACCUCAUGAGCUGGAGCUUCAGAACCUUCUUCAGAAACUCUCAGGUCACUCAUUAGAGAUGCAAAAUAGCAGCAGACAUGGAGAUACAGACUCACUGAGCAGCCACACUUCAGAUGACAGCUGCAUUUCCACAACUCCUUUCAACAACCUGCUAUCCUCCCGUUGUAAAGAUGACUCGACAGUGUGCAGUCAGGUGCUCAGAUCCUCUUCUCCAAUGGACUUGGAAGAGUUUUCCCUUACAAAGAAGACGUCAGUGCAGGGACACAAGAGCUCCAGCCUAACUGACAUAAGCAACGAGGGGGAAACCAGAAAAAAACAACGCUCUCUGCCUGGAACACCCCCAUAUGCAACCCCACGUCCGCGGCACCAUUGUGCCAGCAAGUCAUCCUCUUCUGGCUCGAUCCACACACCGGUAACAGAGGACGGUUUUCCAACCCUGGAGACGGAGGUGUGGAGCUGGGGCAGGGGCUCCGAGGGGCAACUGGGCCAUGGAGAUCAACUGGCUAGACUCCAGCCUCUUUGUAUUAAGAAUUUGACAGGCGAGGAAGUGAUCAAAGUUGCUGCAGGAUCACACCAUUCACUGGUUCUUACUGCUCAAUGCCAGGUAUACUCAUGGGGCAGCAACAUGUGCGGACAGCUUGGUCAUGUCAAUAGUCCUGUUACUCUCCCGCAGCAGGUUAAGUUGUCUGACGAUCUUCGGGCCUGGGAUGUGUCAGCGGGCCAAAGCCACUCCCUCCUCUUGGCUGAUGGGAACAGUGAUCAGCCUGUCCUGUUGUACUGCGGACAGCAGCAGGAGCCAAGGUCGAAGCAGAGUGAGGCAUCCUACCAGAGCAAGCGCUCGUGCCAGAGGUCACCCAACAGGGCCGAGAAUUACAGCGUCAGACCCGCUUUGCUGCCUUUCUGCAUGGAGAUGGGUUACAUCAGCAGUGUGUCCAGUGGCGGCCAAAGGUGUGCACUGCUGGCAAACUGCAACACCACGACUUUCAUCUCCACCAUCCGUGAACUGGCGUUCAAAGAGAGGAAGUUUUACUACUGGUUGAGCAGUGUCAGGAAGCUGCUUCUUACGCCGCUCUACAACAAAGAGAAUGUACGUCCCUCCCUUGGUGAGACAUGCUCCCGCCUCUUCCUUUCAGUCUGUGGGACUUUUAAUCGUCUGAGCACCCUAAUUGGUCAACACUCUACAUUGCUCAGCUGUUUUGUGCAUGAGGUGCAAUGCCAUGAUGUGACCUCUCUUCACCUCCUCGUCCACACUCGGCACUUCCUGGACACCUACACUGCAUAUUGCACGGCAGUAGGUGACUUCCAGGUCAUGGGUGGAUUUCCGUUGCUCCAUAAGCUCUCCGUUGAAUGUUUAGGUUCACAGCACACCAAACUUGCACAGCUUUCUGAAUUUGACCCAUCAGGCAGUGGGGGUGUUGAUCUGGGUUCUUUGUUCUACUGGCCUCUACAGCAGCUCUCCCAGUACAGCCAAGUUCUGCUCAAACUGGAAGCUAGCUACCACAUGCUUACAACAGAGUAUAAGUCUAUCCAUCGGAGCUGUAUGCAGUAUGAAAGCCUCUCUACAUCACUGCUGAGAAGGAAGGAGGAGGCUGAAGCCACUUUUCUCUUCUGGAAGACACACUCAGGAAAAAACACUGAUGGUCUGCGUCUCCCACAGCGUCGAGUUUUAUGUGAAAGCAGCAAUAGAACCCUGACCCUGCAGGGUGCUGGGCGCUUCUCAAACCACUGGUUCAUACUGUUCAAUGAUGCACUGGUUCACAUACAGCGCGCCAUUCCCUCUCGGAACCUUUUCUCCACUCAUCAUGUUUACCCACUGAACUGUUUGUGGUUAAAACCACUUCCUGACAACAACAGUGGCUGCUAUGCCAUUAAAAUCACGUGUCCAGAAGAGACCUUCACCCUGGUGGCCUCAACACCAGAAGAGAAGAACAAGUGGCUUCAUUUUCUCAAUCAAGAGGUGGACGGGUCGCUGGUUGGUGGAGGUCAGGGGGCAUCGCCAGGAAUAACAGCAAUGUCCCGCACGGCCUCUUACACAUUCACAAGAGAAGGAAGAUUCAAAGACGCCCAGUAUACUGGCAGCUGGCAUGCCGGACGUGUUCAUGGCCGAGGAACUAUGAGCUGGCCGACUGGACAGACCUACACUGGGAAUUUUAAAAAUGGACUGGAGGAUGGCUACGGGGAGUGUGUAAUUCCCAACAAUAUGCUGAAUAAAGCAGGCUGCUACCAGGGACACUGGCGGGACGGCAAGAUCCACGGCUUUGGCAUUUACAGGUAUGCCACAGGUGAAGUGUACGAGGGCUGCUUCAGCGAUGGCCAGCGCCACGGCUACGGCAUGUUGAGCUCUGGGAAGUUAGACAAGACUUCUUCAGGCGUUUUCAUUGGCCAGUGGGUCUUUGACAAGAAGACUGGAUAUGGCGUUUAUGACGACAUCACCAGGGGUGAAAAGUACAUGGGAAUGUGGCUGGAUGAUGAGAGGCACGGGAGCGCCGUGGUGGUGACUCAGUAUGGUGUGUACUACGAAGGAAACUUCAAGGAAAACAAGAUGAGCGGUCCAGGUCUGCUGGUAUCAGAUGAUGACACAGCCUUUCGUGGGGAGUUUUCUGAAGACUGGACUGUCAAUGGGAAGGGUGUUUUAUCCCUGGCCAAUGGUGACUCUUUAGAAGGCCAUUUCAGUGGCGAGUGGAAUGCAGGCCUGAAGGUGGCUGGAACUUACACCAAACUCGCCCCCGAUGAGCCUGAAGACAAAGACAGAGAAAACUUCUUCAGGUUUGGUCAGUAUCUGGUGGCUGCGGGUGAGAGGUGGGUGUGUGUCUUUGACGAGUGUUGGAGGAGACUGGGAUGUGACGUCGCUGGGAGAGGAGACAGGACAACAGCCUGGGAAAACAUUGCAGUUUCCAUAUCAAGUGCACGUCGACACAGCCCACACCUCAGCAGAUCUCAGCGCAAGGUAUUGGAGAGUUUGGAGUGUAUUCCUCAGCAUGGAGAAGCAGUCACCAUCAAAAACUAUGACAGAAUACAAACAUACCUCACAAAGGCAUGCGAAGCCCCGAUCCACCCUCUGGGCUGGCUGGUAGAGACUCUGGUGACAGUCUACAGGAUGACCUACGUGGGUGUGGGAUCGAACCGCAGGCUGCUGAGGGAGGCUGUAAAGGAGGUGCAGGCCUAUCUCAAACACUUGUACUCCAUUGUCAGGUUCCUGUUUCCUGGAUUACCACAAGAUGGCAACAUCCUGCCAGAAACUCCAGUUUCUCCAUCUAAAAUCAGAUACAGCUCCAGUUCAGAAGAAGUAAGUUUUGUCACAGUAGUGAGCAGCUCCUCUCUGCUCCUCCCACUGCUCCUCCCACAACUCUAUCCACCUCUGUUCAUGUUGUACUGCCUGAAUGACGAACAGCAGGAGCUGCAGUACUGGGAGCGCAUCCUGCGACUCAACAAGCAGCCUGAUCAGUCGCUGCUCAGCUUCCUGGGCGUACAGCAGAAAUUCUGGCCAAAGUGCAUGUCAGUUCUUGGAGAGCAACAGCAGAUCGUAUCCAGCAGUAAAGAUGUCAGCUUUGUUUGCGCUGUCGAGACACUACAACAAAUCAGCACCACCUUCACUCCAGCACACAAACUUCUGGUCAUCCAGAGGACAUUUGAGGAGUUGACACAGGAAAUAAAACCAAUGCAGGAUGGUGACUUCCUGUGGUGUAUGGAUGACCUGCUACCGCUCUUUCUCUACAUCGUGCUCAGGGCAAGGAUCAGGAAUUUGGGAGCUGAAGUGAGUCUGAUUGAAGAUUUGAUGGAUCCCAAUCUUCAGCAUGGGGAGCAGGGACUGAUGUUAACUACACUGAAGGCCUGCUACAUCCAGAUCCAGCUGGAGUCCACAAUAUAGCUGUGAUGAUCAGGAUGGGCACAACUUCCUGUAGCGACCAGGAACAAGUUACCAGUGUCACCUCUUUCAUCCAGUACUACCAACAAGUAUUUCUGAGCACUUCUGCCGAGACACUCUCACACCAUUCUUACUUUUCUACAGCUCAAUAAUGUUAUUGUACGUCUAGGCGCACCACGCACACACACAUUUACUGUAUAGGCUUCCUGUCGGGUCACAUGGCCAAUGUCCAACACGGAAAUGAGUGAGGGAUCUUUGGUCUUUCUUUUGUUGUCACUUUCCACCAGAAAACACCACAUUAACAUUAAGUGAAUGGAAAUCACACAUUUAUUAUCCAACGCAAUCAUGCAAAUAAUUAAAUAAGAAAUUACAUUAAAUUAAUAACAUUCAAUUUAAAAUAAAUAAGAAAAUUCUAUUGUAGUUUGGCAGUUUAGUCAUUAGUUGAUGAGUGCAAAGAAAAUUCUCAAGUGUUGAUGUUAGUGUUGGAGUUUUUGCUGCAGUUCAAAGACAGUACAUUCCCAUUUUUCGCUGCGGUUAAGUUGCUCGGGCUAUUUUUGACCACGGCUCACUCCCCAGAUCGGAAAGACGUGGGUGUGAAUCCCUGCUUGGGAAUCUCUUAGGCAUCCCCGUGAGUGUGAGUUUUAUCCGGGUACUCCGGUUUCCUCCCACAUUCCAAAAACAUGCUAGGUUAAUUGGCCACUCCAAAUUGUCCAUAGGUAAGAAUGUGAGUGUGAAUGGUUGUUUGUCUAUAUGUGCCCUGUGAUUGGCUGGCCACCAGUCCAGGGUGUACCCCGCCUCUCGCCCCAAGACAGCUGGGAUAGGCUCCAGCAUACGACCCUCAUGAGGAUAAGCAAUAGAAAAAGGAUAGAUGGAUGGAUGGGCUCACUCCCCUUCCAGACACUCCUGCUAGCACGACGUUGAACUUCUCAGAUUUUGGGUCCACAUUUGCAAAAAAAGUGACUGUUAUAAUUUAUUAAAUCCAGAACCCUCCCCUUCUCUCUUCCCUUGCCAUUGUUCACUCAUGACACAAGGCAGGCUCAUCCCUAAAUAUGCCCUACACACUUACUAAAUACAUUUAACGAGGCACGAAUGAAUGAUGGAUGAACAGAAGCAAUCUGGUCGUCAGGCUCGUCUCUCAUGACACCCAACUACGGCUUGUUCAAGGACCACUGAAGUAAGUGCAAAAUUUCAAUGUUUGACGAAAAAAAAUGAUGAGUGAAGCGUAGCGAGAUAAACUUUGAAAGAUUAUGGGAUGAGAGAAGAUGAAGAGUCUAACUUUCAUUGGAAUUUUGACCACCAUCCACAAUCUUUUGUGUUCUGAAGAUUUAAAAACAGCUUAAAAAAAGAGGCACAUAAUUAAUGCAAUUACUAUUUUGUGAGAUAGUAAUAGUAAUUUUAUUUUUUACAAAAAAAUAGCAAAUUUGUGUGUCCUGAAUGCUGAAUCACAAAUGUGCAGAGAUAUGACACAGUAUAUGACCAUUUGCUUUUUAAGCAAAAAAAACUCCACAAAAACAAAACUGUUAUGUUUUAAUGCUCUUCUUUUUUUAAUAUUUUGAUAAACAAUCCCUUUUAUGUCCAAGCAGCUACAGACGAAACAGUAUUGACGUAAAAUAUAGAUAAAGAGACGAUGUACAUACCAUGUGAGAAGCACUUAGAGGGCUUGCUUGUGUUCUCAGGGAUUUGUAAAAAAAAAAUGCAGGAAAAGGGAAAAGGCUUAUAGUUUAGUUUUCUACUCCUACAGCAGGAAGCACGCACACGCUCCUCUUGUGUACUGUAUUGUGUACAAAUGGCACUUUCUUUUUCAGUACUUUUUUAUGAACUACUGCGCAUCAUUAUGCAAAUGACUAAAAUCCAUCACAUUUGUGUAUCACUGUGGAUACGAGUUCAAAUGCAAAUGUAAGUAUGACUGCUGAUUUGCAUCGCUUGUUGAUGUUUCAAAGCUGACUGUAUAAUCAUUGAAGUGAUGCAUAUUAAAGGGACCAGAAUGCACUGGGUUUGUCCAGCUGCCUAUGGCACCACCAUCUAAAUGUACCUCUACCUGUUAAAUGAUAGACGUUUGGCAAAGUUUAGCUACGUUACAUCCCACAAAUAUGUUUGUGGGAUGUAAUAUGUUUGUGGGUUUGUAAUAAUGGUGUCAAUAAUGUAUAAUGUUGUCAGAAUAAAAUCAAAAUAUUCUGUGGUUAAAAUCAUAAUUACAGGAAGAAAAUUGACAAUGAUAAAGUCUAAAUAGUUGGGGAAAUAUUAAAAAAAAUGUUUACUUUACAAGGGAAAAAAAUGUCGCCGAAGUUUCAGAUAAUAAGGUUUCCGAACAUGGAAGUGAUCCCUGAAAGAAGUUUGGGAUUGCUCAAAACACUUUGGUUUCAAAAGGCGUGGUAAAACUGCCCCGGAGCUGGGUCGUGGGUGUAAAAUAAAUAAAUUAAAAACAGACCGUUUUGGCAGGAAGCACAAAUCAAAGGAAAUACAACUGGAAUAGGUGCAGAUUCUGGAAAAUCCCAAAAGUUUUCUGUGCGGGUUAUUGUGUGUAGCUGCUCUAUAGGAGACCACAACUCAAUACAAAGGGUCGCAAAAUGAGCAUAAUAGGUCAUCUCACAUCCAGAAUCACGUCUUCAGCCAAGGUAAAAGUAACCUAAAUAACCAUUCAUCUCCUUUAUUCAUCAUUUGUAUGUAUUAACUAUAAACAUGUUUUGUGUUAACAUUUCGACAUAAAUGGGGUACGUAGCUGUUCCAGUUGCCAUUUUAUGACUUAGCAAGCUAGCUUAUUUGCUAGGAGCUACGGAUGUUGUGCGAUACAUUAAAAACACAGCUGGAAGCAUGCCAUGGCUUAACACAAAAAGAUACCCACCGUAUUGUAUGCUAACUGAAAAAUGUACGUAAAACAUUGCAAAAUUUUUAACGUGAACCGAAAAACACCCUGACUGAGAUUCCACUGUACAUUGUUUGCUAGCUAGCUGUGUUCUUUUGUUGCUUUAGAGUUGCAUACAGUCCCUUUAAUAGAUUCACUUCAUUUUAACAAGGUUGUUUUUUUUUAUUGUCUACCAACAAAUCAACCAAAACACUUGCAGAGAUUAAUAACUUCAUUGUCAUGUAUUAAGCUGAUGUUUCAUUUUAGCAUAAGUACUUAAAAGCCUACUGAACUUCUAACAGAUUUGUCACAAGCGAAAUAAAGCAUACAUUUGUA
This is a messenger RNA of Doryrhamphus excisus (bluestripe pipefish), 8435 nucleotides long. The record is from RefSeq and is a predicted model, not a curated record. NCBI's taxonomy places the organism in Eukaryota, Metazoa, Chordata, Actinopteri, Syngnathiformes, Syngnathidae.